AUGACCAUGCAUCUCGUUCAGCUUCUAGUAGCUGCCUCGAUAAUCGCUGCGACCACGGCAGUUCCUCUCCUGAAUCAAGAGAUCAUCACCGAGACUCAACACAGGGCGUGCGUUUACGGAGUCCCCAAAAAAUAUGACCACUGGACCAUUCACUAUCACGAGGUGCAGCCGCCAUCCCAGUUCCCGAUGCGGUUUGUUCUCGAUCCAGCAUGGGUAGCGCGCCACCAAACCGUCGGAGAUGCAGACCAUUUCUCUUUGGGCGCUGAUUGGGUCCCGUGGGCUGAAAACAGGUGCCAGUAUACCUGCAACGCGAGAAAGAAAUGCGUCUCUUGGGUUGGGUAUCAAACUAAGCACUCGACACCCAAAGAAGGAGAAUUUUCCUGCUAUUUCUUUGACGCCCUCAUUCAGCCCGAAAAUAUUGUGCCGCGCGCACCAGACGAGCCUUUUAAACUUACGCAUGCAUAUGACAGGCUCUGCGAGAAUGAUACCGAGAUCUAG
Molecule: messenger RNA, 498 nt
Organism: Trichoderma aggressivum f. europaeum
Lineage: Eukaryota; Fungi; Ascomycota; Sordariomycetes; Hypocreales; Hypocreaceae
Exons: 4
Coding region: 1-498 (165 amino acids)
Source: RefSeq, a predicted model, not a curated record